AUGUUUGAUUUUGAUGUUGCAGUAGUCGUUCCAAUGGCUGGUUGCAGCGAAAGAUUUCCUUCAUCUUGCCAAAAACAAUAUUAUAAUAUUCUGGGAAAACCAUUAUUUUUAUAUUGUGUCGAAAAGUUCUACAAAUUUAAUUACAUUAAAAAAAUUUGCUUGGUCUGUGAUAAAAUAGAUUUUGUAGAAGAUAUCUUGAAAAAAAAUUUCAGUGGAUUAGAAAAAUUUUUAAUUGUCAAAGGUGGAGCUUCUCGACAUAUCUCAAUUAAAAAUGGUUUAACUCAAUUGUCAAAAUAUGGAAAUAUUUUCAAAGUCGUCGUAAUUCAUGAUGGGGUUCGUCCAUUUAUUUGCGAAGAAUUCUUGUGCAAAAUAAUAUCGCAAAGUGCCCUGCAUGGAGCAGCAGGUGCUACAAGACCUUUAAUUUCUACCAUCAUAAAACCUAAUGAAGAAGAAUUUGUAGAAUCAUGUUUAAUUAGAAAUGAGUAUAUAAGAAGUGAAACACCUCAAGCUUUUUUAUUCCAUAUUAUUUUUAAUGCUUAUGAAAAGUGUAAUGAAUACGAUUUAAUAAAUGGAACAGAAUGUUUACAAUUAGCUUUGAAAUACUCUCAAGUAAAAGCUAAACUAAUACCAGGUCCAGAUACAUUAUGGAAAAACAAGGUUAAUCAAAUUGAUUAUUUUUCACCAGGAAUAAAUAUAAAUCCUACAAAAUAUUUUUAUAACAAUAUAGUUUAUUUUUCAAAUGAAAAAAUAGAAGAAAGUCAUUUGAUAUUAUUGAAAACACUUUUCGAUAACAACAACUCCUCAGAAACAAACUCUGAUUCAAUGGAUUCAUCGUCAAUUAUUGAGAGAACCAAAACAGAAAAAAUAAUAGAAAAACUUUAUGACGCAUUAAAAAAAGAGAAAGAAAAAAAAUUGAUGGAUCUAAUAAUAUCUUUAAUAUUUUUGGAAAAGCAAACAUUGGCUGGGCAAAUAUUAUUCGUAUAA
Pediculus humanus corporis (human body louse) is the source of this 984-nucleotide messenger RNA. RefSeq names its product 2-C-methyl-D-erythritol 4-phosphate cytidylyltransferase, putative. The transcript has 7 exons. NCBI's taxonomy places the organism in Eukaryota, Metazoa, Arthropoda, Insecta, Psocodea, Pediculidae. The record is from RefSeq and is a predicted model, not a curated record. Gene Ontology annotation, molecular function: D-ribitol-5-phosphate cytidylyltransferase activity. Bases 1 to 984 code for a protein of 327 amino acids. Gene Ontology annotation, biological process: isoprenoid biosynthetic process; protein O-linked glycosylation via mannose. Gene Ontology annotation, cellular component: cytosol.